CGCAACUUCCUUUGCCGCUAUUCCAAGAAUCGCGAUUGGAGCGCCACCUCUGUCCAGCUCUUUAAAAUAUUUUCUUUUUAGUGCACGCUCCCGCUGAUUGUAUGUUGUGUUGAAGCAGCUCGGAUUAUUCAAUCAAAAUGACGGAGGGCACAGCUACUAUCCGCACGCGAAAAUUCAUGAGCAACCGGCUCUUGAACAGAAAGCAGAUGGUCGUCGAUGUGAUCCAUCCAGGACAGGCGUCGAUAGCCAAGACUGUCAUCAGGGAGAAGCUGUCCAAGAUGUACAAGGCGCCAGCAGACACAAUCUUUGUGUUCGGUUUCAAAACUGCCUUCGGUGGCGGCAAGACGACUGGUUUCGGACUCAUCUACGACACACUCGACUUUGCUAAGAAAUUCGAGCCGAAAUAUAGGCUCGCGAGGCACGGUCUGUAUGAGAGGCCAAAGACCACCAGGAAACAGCGUAAGGAACGCAAGAACAGAAUGAAGAAGGUCCGAGGAACCAAGAAGACCAAGGUUGGAGCUGCCGCCGCCAAGAAGUAAUUCGACGCUGGCUGCACCGGAGGCCAUUGGGCCCAACAGCUCUUCCCAACGGACUCUUUCCUCGAACCAACUUGUUCUGUAUUUUUUUUUUUAAAGAUAACAAGUUUACAAUAAAUUUAUUGUAAGAACGGAGUA
Molecule: messenger RNA, 674 nt
Organism: Cloeon dipterum
Lineage: Eukaryota; Metazoa; Arthropoda; Insecta; Ephemeroptera; Baetidae
Gene: RpS24
Product: ribosomal protein S24
Exons: 4
Coding region: 138-539 (133 amino acids)
Biological process (GO): translation
Cellular component (GO): ribosome
Molecular function (GO): structural constituent of ribosome
Source: RefSeq, a predicted model, not a curated record